GGACGGUGAGAAUAUUUCAAUGAUCAUCAUUUUGGACGGAAAGAAAUAUUGAGUUGUUGAUUUCAUUUUCCCCAGAUGCGCAAGAGUAGAAUCAGGUUCCAAGCAGUUGAUCCUGAAGGUCAGCCAUUAGCAAACACAAGUAUCUCCAUAAAACAGAUCAACGCAGCUUUCCCAGUCGGAAGUGCAAUCAACGCAAAUAUCCUGAACAAUAAAGCCUACCAGAGCUGGUUCACCUAAAGAUUCAAAUUAACCGUAUUCGAAAACGAAAUGAAAUGGUACAGCACAGAAAUAUCCCAAGGCAAAGAAGACUACUCUGUCUCCGAUUUGCUGAUGCAAUUCGCCAAGAACCACGGGAUCUCCGUCCGUGGCCACAACAUCUUCUGGGAUGCCGCGGAUGCGCAACCAUCUUGGGUUCCAUCCCUUUCUCCGGCUGACCUUAAAACGGCGGUUGACAAAAGGAUUCAAUCAAUAGCAACAAAAUAUAAAGGGCUGGUUAUUCAUUGGGAUGUUGUGAAUGAGAAUUUGCAUCACGAUUUCUUCGAGAGUAAACUUGGAACGACUGCAUCCACUACGUAUUUCCAGAAGGCUCAUCAGAUUUGAUCCGAGCGCGACGCCUUUUCUGAAUGAAUACAACACAAUUGAGGUGAAAAGUGACCAGAAAUCAAGCCCCUCUAGUUAUCUACAAAAGAUUAAGGACCUCCGUUCUGGUGGCUACAAUGGACCACUUGGAAUAGGCCUCGAGGGACAUUUUGCCGGUGCUCCAGACCUGGCUUACAUAAGAAGCGCCCUGGAUACCCUUGCUUCAGCAAAAUUACCCAUUUGGAUUACCGAACUGGAUGUCUCCAGCAGUCCCAAUCAGUCAAUAUACUUGGAUCAAAUUAUGAGGGAAGUUCAUUCACAUCCUGAUGUGAAUGCUAUUGUUCUGUGGACUGCUUGGUCUCCCAGUGGGUGCUACCAAAUGUGCUUAACGGACAACAAUUUCAAGAACCUUCCCACCGGAGAUGUGGUCGACAAAUUCCUUGGAGAAUGGAAAAUGCUAGACGGGUUAACCGGCACCACAGAUGCUAAUGGGUAUUUUGAAACUUCACUUCACCAUGGAGAUUAUCAAGUCCAAAUCAAUCAUUAAGAAUAGUUGAUCUCUUUCUCUUAACCAUCUAUCAACUUUAAGGUGGCUCCAACAACAAACGGCAAAACGCUUCAUGUCAAACUCCCUACCAGGAUAAGUACUUGAAACAAUCCAAGUGUUUCAAUUUACUUGAUGGAUUGAUUUGCCCGACACGUGGUGUAGCUGCUUUAUUUGUAACAUUGCUAAAUAUGAAUUCAAAUAAUGUACUGAAAUAACUGUCAUACAUCUUUAUUGCAAUUCUUGACUGCAUUUCUUACUUGAUUUUCUAAAACUAUAAACCAAAUAAAAAAAAAAAGAAGAAAAAGAAAAAGAAACGAAAGAUAAACAUCAACUUUAUAGUACAAACACAGGAUAAGUACUUGAUCACUUGUUGAUUUGCAUGAUUUAGGACUUAUUUGGCCAACAUUUUGUUUUAGUUUUUGUUUUGUUCUUU
This is a messenger RNA of Oldenlandia corymbosa var. corymbosa, 1559 nucleotides long. The record is from the annotation of a GenBank genome assembly. NCBI's taxonomy places the organism in Eukaryota, Viridiplantae, Streptophyta, Magnoliopsida, Gentianales, Rubiaceae.